UAGUUGUUGUUGUUUAGGUAGUUUCUUAAGCUCGAGGUUUGUGCGUCUUGUAAAUAAUUAAUAAGAGAAAGUAAAAUGCACAGCAUUGGAUGGACGCUGAUUGUAAAACGUGGCUGCUUUUGCAGCAAAGAAAAGCUUAACAUCAAUGGCUCCCGCUACACAAUACGCGAACGCCUGGCACAAGGGGGCUUCAGUUUGAUUGACCUUGCGGUGAAUGCGGCAACGCGGCGCAGCUAUGCGAUAAAGCGUAUAACUUGCCACAGCAUCGAGGAUCAGAAUAUCGCCCUGCGUGAAAUCGAGAAUUGUCGUAAAAUCGAUUCGGAGCAUGUCAUACGCGUCGUUGACUACGAGCUGCAAGGCCAGGCGGACAUUGUGAUAAACACGACGAGCACCUUGUUCAUUGUGUUGCCCUACUACAAGCAUGGCUCGCUGUCGGAUCACUUGCAGCUGCGCGCACGGAAACAGGAUCAUAUGCCCGAGGCACAGAUAUUGCAAAUCUUUUUGGGCGUUUGCGAAGGUCUCCGGGCCAUACAUGAGGCAAAGCCAGUGCCGCUGGCGCACCGUGAUUUGAAAACUGCCAACAUAUGCUUAUCAGACUCUUUUGAGCCCAUCAUUGUGGACCUCGGCUCCAUGACAGAAGCGCGCCUGCAAAUUUGCGGUCAAUCAGAUGCGCAACGGCUGCAAGACGAGGCUGAGGAGCGCAGCUCAAUUGUUUAUCGAGCACCCGAGCUUUUUACCGUGAAAACGUAUUGCACCAUCGACGAACGCACGGAUAUUUGGAGUCUCGGCUGCGUGCUGUAUGCCAUGUGCUACUUUAACAGCCCAUUCGAUCCCAUCUAUGAGCGUGGCGAUAGCGUUGCCUUGGCCGUGCUCAGCGGCAAUGUAAACAUUCCUGAGGAUUCCAUUUAUACAGAGGACAUGCAUGAACUGAUUAAGUACAUGCUGCGCAUCGAUCCAAUGGAGCGACCAUUUAUCUACAGCGUCAUCGAGCAGACGCACGAUCUUAUACAGAAAUUAGAAGGACGCGUGUAGCCGCAUUCCAAUUAUAC
This is a messenger RNA of Drosophila novamexicana, 1049 nucleotides long. Its product is annotated as serine/threonine-protein kinase 16. The record is from RefSeq and is a predicted model, not a curated record. The transcript has 4 exons. Bases 76 to 1032 code for a protein of 318 amino acids. NCBI's taxonomy places the organism in Eukaryota, Metazoa, Arthropoda, Insecta, Diptera, Drosophilidae. Gene Ontology annotation, biological process: protein phosphorylation. Gene Ontology annotation, cellular component: Golgi apparatus; cytoplasm. Gene Ontology annotation, molecular function: protein serine/threonine kinase activity; ATP binding.